Messenger RNA from Limanda limanda (common dab), 2249 nucleotides. It is a transcript of the gene znf395b, whose product is annotated as zinc finger protein 395b. The coding region runs from base 142 to 1485 and encodes 447 amino acids. Gene Ontology annotation, molecular function: DNA-binding transcription factor activity; RNA polymerase II cis-regulatory region sequence-specific DNA binding. The transcript is spliced from 10 exons. Gene Ontology annotation, cellular component: nucleus. Gene Ontology annotation, biological process: regulation of transcription by RNA polymerase II. NCBI's taxonomy places the organism in Eukaryota, Metazoa, Chordata, Actinopteri, Pleuronectiformes, Pleuronectidae. The record is from RefSeq and is a predicted model, not a curated record.
UGAGGAGCCGGCGAGCGGAGCGGAGCGGCGGGACGGGACAGAGCCUCAGCUCGGACGGGACAGGAGCAGGGAGGAGGAGGUCUCCGCCGAUCGAGGAGGUGUGACACUGUGCUGAGUCCCCUCACUGUGUGCAGCAGCACCAUGGCAGCUAUGGGACCUGAGUUUGGAGCUGGAGCAGGCACAGCAGGGACAGCAUCACGUCUGCCGGGGCCACAGGCCGGCAUCUCGACGACAGCACGCAACAUCACCGGGCCUGGCAUGCGGCAGACUCUGAUAAGCACACAGAGCUGUGUCCAGGCGGAGAAAGCGUUCAUAGAGCGCGGCCAUCACAAGAACAAAACAUCAGCCCACCUGCAGAGGGAGGGUGAACGAGGCUGGAGCAACCAGACCACUCCCCUUCAAACUGUUGGACACACAACGCAACUGAAGAACUUGUCGUCUCCUAGAGAGGCACCUUACAGCUUCCGCAGCCCAGAGUCAGUGGAGAUGGACGAGAUCAUGGCCGCCAUGGUUCUGACCAGCUUGUCCUGCAGCCCUGCGGUCCAGAGUCCUCCACCGAUGGAUCCUGGACCAGCUGGCUCGUCAUCGUCUGCGGACAUGGAGUGUGGCGGCGGCGAGCUCUCUGACAGCGGCAGCAGCGGCUACUGGAGCUGGGACCACGGCAACUCCAGCCCCACCCCGUCGCCGUUUGUCACAGAGAUGGAGAGCAGCCCGGACGAAGGCCUGCACAUGGAGCUGGAGCAAGGAGAGGAGCUUAACGCCAAAAAGCCAAAGAGCUCUUUCCAAGGUGUGUACAAGUGUCUGUGGCCCAGUUGUGGCAAGGUGCUCACGUCUUCAGUCGGAAUAAAGCGACACAUCCGGGUGCUGCAUCUGGGGAGUGGAUCGGAUCAGUCCCAGAGAGAGGAGGACUUCUACUACACCAAGAUCUCCUGUGAGAGCAUGGAUGCCAGCGCCGCUCCACCUCCUUCCCAGCAGCCUGUGGGCCAGACCCCGUCCCCUCAUCUCAGCUGGGCCUCCUGUGGUUCUCCUCCGUGCUCCGAGCUCCAGUUCCCCCCGGCUCACAGGCCCAGGUCCAACUCCAGCUCUGGGGUGGUCCCGAGCAGGCCCAGCCCCCUCAGCCAGUCGGCACCGAGCAGCUUCUGGCAGAUCCACUCCGAGCAUCUCUAUCAGGCCUGCAGCCCCGUCCAGGUACUUGUGGCCCCCAGGAACACCGCCUGCCAGGGGUGGACGCCCAUUGCCCCUGUCUCUGGCCACAGUAACACUCCAAUGGUGAAACCUCGCUGCCGGUCUGUGAGCGUUGGGGAACAGUGGCUCCAACAGAACAGGCUGCAGCCGAUGAGCGCGUCGCCCUCCCGCACUCACUGCUCCUUCAGGAAGGGUCGCGGCGAGGCCAAAAAGUGCCGCAAGGUGUACGGAGUGGAGCGGAAGGAUCAGUGGUGCACGGCCUGCCGCUGGAAAAAAGCCUGCCAGCGCUUCCCCGACUAAAAACGGAUCUGCUUGAUGAAGAGGGAGGGUGAGAGACAGAGUGGUGGACGGACGGAUGAGUGAAAGAGAGACUUUUAUCAAAGAGGAAACAAAUCCGGGCCUGAGAGCCAUCGAGAAAAACAACUCUUCUUUUAUUACAUGUUUUCUGAUUUUUUUUUUACUUUCAGCCUCUUUUGUUUGUUUCCUAAAAGAAUGCAAAUCCAGUUUUAUGUAUCUUUGUAAGUUGAUCCUGAGACGUGAAGUCUGGCGCUAACUGUUGACUGACUUUGACCAUGUGAUGUGCUAAGCGUACAGUACUUUAUCCAAAGGUCAUAUUACUGCCCCCUUUAGCUCCACCUUGUUAGCCGCUACUACGGCUGUUUUCUUCGUUCCAACCCUCUCUUCCAGUGGUUACACAGUGGUUAUGCUGUACAUUAUAUUGUAUGCUUUGAGUUACAUACAAGUAUUUUAUACAUUUUUUUUAAUUGUCUUGUUCAGCCCGUGUAUUGGGCGAAUUUUUUGGCACUUUGUUGGUAUAUAAACUCACAGGAAUAAGCUACAUUUGGUUUGACUCAACCAAGCUCCUUCCAUGAAAUGGAUUUCCUUCCUGCCCGUGUUGUUGGCACAUAACCAGUGUUGUGAGGUUUUACCAUAGACUGUAUAUAUGGGUUUUACCCGUGAAGCUAUGGAGUCAGGGGGUAAUGGAACUAGCAUUAGGAGAACGAGUUUGUAAUAGCAAUAAAAGAAAAAAAAAGAAAAUAUCUUGUCAAACACAUUAAAAAGCA